This is a messenger RNA of Anopheles stephensi (Asian malaria mosquito), 1349 nucleotides long. RefSeq names its product 28S ribosomal protein S22, mitochondrial (gene mRpS22). Gene Ontology annotation, molecular function: structural constituent of ribosome. Gene Ontology annotation, cellular component: mitochondrial small ribosomal subunit. Bases 124 to 1263 code for a protein of 379 amino acids. The transcript has 2 exons. The record is from RefSeq and is a predicted model, not a curated record. Lineage: Eukaryota; Metazoa; Arthropoda; Insecta; Diptera; Culicidae.
UCUGUUUGACGUUUCGUUGGGGAAUGUUUUUUUUUUUAUCACUCCCUUCUGUGUAACUUUGCCGAUUCCAAACAAACGUGCUACAACUUAUACAAUACUUUCCACUACGAUUCCAGUUGAGGUAUGUGGAAAAUGUUGCACGAACUACGCCUGAUUGGCGGCUUGGCAAGGCGUCGGGGAACUGCACUCCACAACACACCUUUAGCCAUGUGCCGUUUGUUUAGUUCCAGCACCACCACCGCCCAAACCGACGGCGAAUCUUUCCUCAUUUAUGAUAAGGAUCCGGCACCAGCGUUCAUGCGGGACGAUGUUCAGCAGUUGCUAAAAUCCAUCACACGCCUGGAGCUGGAGAAGGUGUUCCGGAAGCGGUCGGUCAAAGACAACACGGUCGAGUAUCGGUUCAUGACCGACGAACAGCUCCGCCAAGAGCUGCUGCAAUCGAUUGGAAAGGCACAGAAAAUGCUCCAAAUGCCACCGGUCGUACAAGAACAGAAGGACAACUGUCGCGUUAUAUCGAAGGAUGGGGCACUGAAAGCGCUCUCGACGUCCAAAUUUGUCUUUACCGACAUUACGUACGGCUUGAAGAACAGCCAGCGGUCGAUUGUGGUGCGCCAUCCCGACGGCACCCUGCAGGAAGCUCCGUACGAGAUGCGGAAACGGUUGAAUCAGAUCUACUUCCCGCUUACCGGUCGUUCCAUUCACGAACCACCAAUGUUCGAACACGCGCACCUGCUCCGUCUACUCGAGGAGGGCAAGUACGAGUUCGUGCUUGAUCGGGCCUGCGUACAGUUUGAGCCGUACGAGAAAGAUUACCACCAAAUCACGGCCAAAGUGUACCAGCACGUUAAUGAAAGCCGUUCGUUCGAUGCAUUACGCUCAACGCGUCACUUCGGUCCGUUCGCGUUCUUCCUGGCCUGGCACAAGCUGAUCGACGAUUUGCUGCUGGAUAUGAUCAAGCAGGACUACUUGCGGAACGGGAUCGAACUGAUCGUGCUCUACUCGACGUUGCACGGAACCGCGCUGGACGGGAGCGUGAAACAGGUCGCACUCGAGCCCCAAAUGCCCAACCUGUUCGAUGCGCCUGAAAAAUCGAUCGAAGAGCUCAAGCAAGACGAACAAUUCCUGUCCAUCAUUGAACAGUUUGUGAACGAGCAUGCGACGAAGAAGGUGCAGCUGAGCCUCGCUGUACAGGCGUAUCGGGAAAUGGCGUCGGAAAAGAUUCGCCUUGCCCAGGGCAUUAGGCGAAUGCACGGCGAGAGUUGAGUUGGUUUGGGCUAUUGAACAAUACGUUGGAAUGUAGCAUAGAAAUGUGAAAAUAAAACAGUCGAACACAAUGUUUGGACUUGCAA